Molecule: messenger RNA, 1411 nt
Organism: Solanum lycopersicum (tomato)
Lineage: Eukaryota; Viridiplantae; Streptophyta; Magnoliopsida; Solanales; Solanaceae
Product: protein neprosin-like
Source: RefSeq, a predicted model, not a curated record
AGAGAUAAACUUUAUAUUAUAUAAAAUCAUUCAAAUCAUUCAAGAUCUUUAAGUUUUUUUUUUCCAAAAAAAUGUCAUUUAAAUUGAUAGUUAUAUUGUUAUUGGAAUUAAUAGCUUUUGCAACAUUUGCCUUGGGAGAAAAUGGUCUUGUUAUUAAAAGCAUCCAGAGUGAAGAUGGAGAUGUUAUUGAUUGUAUUGAUAUUUUCAAGCAGCCAGCUUUAUAUCAUCCUGCCUUGAAGAAUCACAAAAUUCAGAUGACACCAAGCUAUAAUACAAUGAUGAAGCCUACAAAAACAAAUGACGAAGAAAAAUCAUACAAAUAUGUGACAACACAAACAUGGCAUAAAAGUGGAAGUUGUCCAAAAGGGACAAUUCCAAUUAGAAGAACACAAAAUAAUUACAAAAAGGAUCAUAUAAGAAAACCUAAUUCUUUUCAUCUUGAUAGAAGGUUGAGGAUCAAGGAGGAUAUCAACCUUGCACAAAAAAAUCACUCAUUGGCUAUAUUGCACACUGAAGGACUUAGAUAUAUGGGAGGAAAAACAGAUAUGAAAACUUGGAAUCCUCAUGUUGAAGAAGAUGAUGAAUAUAGUACUUCUAGACUUGCUCUUAUGAGUGGAGCUUAUAAUGAUUAUCAAGACAUUGAAGCUGGAUGGGCUGUAAAUCCAAGGGUAUAUGGUGAUAGACAGACAAGAUUUUUCACUUAUUGGACUAAUGAUGGCUCAAGAGAAACAGGAUGUUUUGAUUUAACUUGUCCUGGUUUUGUACAAACAAGCCAUGAGAUAGCACUUGGUGCUGCUAUAUAUCCAAUAUCAACUCAAAAUGGCCUUCCAUAUUCAAUUAGUGUUUUUAUCUUCAAGGAUUUAAAUAGUAGCAAUUGGUGGUUACAAUAUGGAGGAUCCAUCAACAUAGGAUAUUGGCCAUCAAAGAUAUUUGAAGGUGGACUAGGAGUCCAUGCACAAACAGUUCAAUGGGGUGGUGAAGUUUAUAGUAAAAAUGUAGGAAAACAUCCUCACACAAAAACACAAAUGGGAAGUGGAGCUUUUCCAGUUUACAUAUCUGAAAAUACUGGAUUUAUGAAGAAUAUGAGAAUUCUUGAUAAUUCAAUGGAGUUGAGAUUUCCACAAUAUAUUGAUGCUUAUUCACAAGAAUAUGAUUGUUAUAAAACUCAAUAUAUGGGUGAUUAUAUUGAAGAACCUGAAUUUCACUUUGGAGGUCCAGGAAGAAAUCCAUUGUGUCCUUGAAAAUUGUAUUAUAUUGUCAAAUCUUGAUUAUAAAUAUAGUUUCACUAAUUUGUAGGUUUUGUAUUUAGUCAGUAAGAUUAUCUUAAACUACCAAGUGUGUUUGUUUUUGUUAUAUUUCAAACUUUUACUUAAUGGUAUGAAUGAUAAUUAAUAUGUUUAUUUAAUGAUUU